AUGUUCAGAAGCCCAGGAAUUUCCAGCUGUUUGGGAGCUUUCAAGUUCUCUGAAAAACAAGAUUUCAACAAGAAAAACUUAAACUUCAUUGGAUUCCCACCUCAAAGAAAAUUUCCAAGAAAUUUUAGCUUUCAGAAAGAGUUUUCACUCGAAGAUAAAGGGCAAUUUACUAACGGCAAAAGAGGAAUUGAUGCUAAGUUUUUAGCUGCUCUUCCUAAAGUUGCAGAAUUAAGAAAAAUCUUUGAACCAAAGAAGGAAGAAUUUUUAGAAAUGAAAAGAAAAGAAAGAAUUGCUAGACGUUUGGAAGGUAUUGAAAAUGACGCCCAGCCCAUCCUUCUGCAGAGCUGCACAGGGUUAGUGACUCAUCGUCUGCUGGGGGAGGACACGCCCAGAUACAUGCGCGCCACAGACCCAUCCAGCCCCCACAUUGGUCGAUCAAAUGAAGAGGAAGAAACUUCUGAUUCUUGUUUAGAAAAGCAAACUCAAUCUAAAUACUGCACAGAAAUCUCUGGUGACUCAUCCUAUAGUUCAAGCACCAUGGACACCCAGGGUCUUGAGUCCAAAGCUGAAAGAAUAGCACGGUACAAAGCAGAAAGGAGACGGCAGCUUGCAGAAAAAUAUGGGCUGACUCUGGAUUCCGAAGGUGACUCUGAAUAUUUAUCUCGAUAUACCAAGUCCAGGAAGGAACCUGAUGCUGUUGAGAAAAGGGGAGGAAAAAGUGACAAACAGGAAGAGUCCAGCAAGGAUUUGAGUUCUGUGUACUCCAGGACUGAGACCAUGGGGCUCCAGACCUCCACGGUUGAAUCCAAGAACUAUGCCUUCCCUGGGAGUGAAACUGUUUCAGACAAGGAGGUGCUGCUGAAUGUGGAAAACCAAAGACAAGUUCAAGAAUUAAGUGCCACUGGGCAGGCCCAUGAUCUCCCCCCAGCAGCUGAGAGUUCCUCAUCCUUCUCAUUCUCUGGGCAAGACUCCUCUUUCAGUGAAGUGCCAAGAUCUCCCAAGCACAGGGUACCCCUCUCCUCACCUAAGCAACCAGCCUCACCCAGCCACUCCAUUGGUGACCCUCCAUCACACAUCGAGGCUCGAUCCAGUACAGGGAAACCCAAACAUGAGUGGUUUCUUCAGAAAGAUUCCGAAGGAGACACACCUUCGCUUAUCAACUGGCCUUCCAGAAUAAAGGUUAGAGAAAAAUUGGUGAAGGAGGAGAGUGCUCGCAGCAGCCCUGAACAUGCCUCAGAGUCCUUAACUCAGAGGAGACAUCAGCCAAUGCCUGUGCAUUACCUGUCCUUUCAGUCAGAAAACUCAGCUUUCGAUAGGGUCCCAAGCAAGGCAGCUGGCUCAGCCUGUCAGCCAAUCCGUGGCUAUGUCCAACCAGCCGAUGCUGUUCACACUGCCAAGCUGAUGACCACAGAAAACCUAGAAAAUACCUCUGAAUGUAGCUGGGCAGAAUCAGCCACCCACCAUGUAAUAAAACCUUCCACUUCGAAGGUUGUAGAAGGUGAGAGAAGGGAGACCCCAGUUCUCCAUAUUAGUGAAUCAAAAACAGAAGAAGACUUAUUCAUAACCGAAGCUCUUGAAAAAAGCAAGAAAACACUUUUAACUUUGGAGGAUCAUGGGCCUGUGAGAAGCCAAGAAGACAACCUCCCUAGAGAUGAGGACUUUGGUAAGCCUGCUAUUAACACAAUCACCUCAAAGCAUCAGAAGGAGCAAGCACGUCUGUCACACCCACCUAAAGGUCAGCAGCAGCCCUCUGAGAGAAUGGGCAGGAGUGAAAUGGUUGUGUAUGUUCAGCGUGAGCCUGCAUCCCAAAACACCAACCUGGCAAGUCACAGAAAGGAAGUUUCUUUGAAGAAGCGCAAGGUCCUCACUCGCUCACUCUCUGAUUACACUGGCCCCCCUCAACUUCAGGCCUCAAAGUGCAAGGACCCCAUUUCCAAGGGAGAGCCACAGAGUUCCAAAGUUGAAGGGCUCUACACAGAGCUUGGCAUGGUGGACACCAAGGUCUCUGUUGCCCAGCUCCGAAGUGUGUUUCUGGAGUCUGCCAGUGCCAUCAAGAAACCAGAACUCCAUUCACGGGUUGAGAGGUCAGCUGAAGGAGUUGGCUCCCCUACCAGUAUGGAACGGGAGAGAGGGUCCCGGAAACCAAGACGGUAUUUUUCACCUGGUGAAAGUAGAAAGACUUCUGAGAGAUUUAGAACUCAACCUAUAACCUCAGCAGAACGAAAGGAGUCGGAUAGAUGUACUUCAAAUUCAGAAAUGCCAACUGCUGACGAUGAAGAAAAGGUAGAUGAACGAGCUAAGCUGAGUGUUGCUGCAAAGAGGCUACUUUUCAGGGAAAUGGAAAAAUCAUUCGAAGAAAAAAACGUUCCUAAACGACGCUCAAGAAACGCAGCGGUGGAACAAAGGCUUCGCCGUCUGCAGGACAGAUCCCACACCCAACCCGUUACCACUGAGGAGGUGGUCAUCGCAGCCACUGAACCUAUCCCUGCUUCGUGUUCUGUGGCCACCCACCCUGUAAUGGCAAGACUUCCUAGCCCCACUCUAGCUAAGAGCACUGUGCAGCCUGCCAGAUUACAGGCAUCCGCUCACCAAAAGGCAUUAGCUAGGGACCAGGCAAAUGAGGGCAAAGACUCAGCUGAACAAGGUGAACCUGAUUCCUCUAUGCUCAGCCUCGCAGAGAAGUUGGCCUUGUUUAACAAAUUGUCCCAGCCAGUGUCCAAAGCUAUUUCUACCCGAAACAGAAUAGACAUGAGACAGAGGAGAAUGAAUGCUCGCUAUCAAACACAGCCUGUCACGCUCGGAGAGGUGGAACAGGUACAAAGUGGAAAGCUCAUUCCUUUCGCACCUACCGUUAACACAUCUGUGUCCACUGUGGCACCUACGGUCACGCCAAUGUAUGCAGGGGACCUUCGGGCAAAGCCAUCUGUUGAUGACAAUACAAGCGCCACUGACUAUAAGUUCCCUUCUUCGAUAGAAAAUUCAGACUCUCCAGUGAGAAGCAUUCUGAAAUCGCAAGCAAGGCAGCCUUCAGUAGAAGAUAGUGGGAGCAAAGGAACGUGGAGAGAAUUUGGAGAGACAGAAAGCAAGCGAGUCUUGACAAGUGGAAACAGUUGGGCUAAAAAGUAUGAGUCUUUUGAGGAAGCAGAACCGUCCUACCCCAUUCUUAAUAGAGUCAGAGAAGGAGACGGCCAUAAAGAACCUAAAUAUGCUGUUCCACGGAAAGGAAGCAUGGAGCUAGCUAAUCCUCCCAUGGCCCAUCUUUGUGAUGAACUGAAGGAAUUUUCCACUGCUAGAAGCAUUUCACAGGGGAACCAGGACUUGAAAGACAGGCAGCCCUUUGAAGAGAAGGUGGAGAUGGAGAAUGUCACAAAAAGCAAGUUUGCUCUAAGAGCAGCGGAGCUUGGGGAGCCCACUUGUGAGCUGACGGGCACAGCUGCUGGGAAAGCUGUUGCUCCAACCACAGCCUUGGUGCCGUGUAAGCAGCAAGACUUGGCAGAACAAGAACAAGAGAAGUUCUAUAAGAAUCCAUGUGCCAUGUUUGCUGCCGGAGAGAUCAAAGCGCCAAUGAUGGAGGGCAUCCUUGACUCGCCCAGCAAAACCAUGUCAAUUAAAGAAAGAUUGGCACUGUUAAAGAAGAGUGGAGAGGAAGACUGGAAAAAUAGACUUAACAAAAAGCAAGAAUACAGCAAAGCAUCUGUCUCAAGUAGCUUGCAUAUACAAGAAGUGGAGCAGUCACUCAAGAAGAAGCGGGUCACAGAAAGUCGAGAGAGCCAAAUGACUAUCGAGGAGAGGAAACACCUCAUUACUGUGAGAGAAGAAGCCUGGAAGACAAAAGGCAAAGGGGCAGCCAACGACUCCACCCAGUUCACUGUGGCUGGCAGAAUGGUGAAGAAAGGUUUGGCAUCACCUACCGCCAUCACUCCAGUAGCUUCCCCUCUUUGCAAUAAAACAAGGGGCACUACCCCAGUUUCCAAACCCCUAGAAGAUAUUGAAGCCAGGCCAGACAUGCAGUUGGAAUCCGACCUGAAGCUGGACAGGCUGGAGACAUUCCUACGAAGGCUGAACAGCAAAGUUGGUGGGAUGCAAGAAACUGUCCUCACUGUCACUGGUAAAUCUGUUAAAGAAGUGAUGAAGUUGGAUGAUGAUGAAACCUUUGCCAAAUUUUACCGCAGCAUGGAUUAUACUACACAAAGAAGUCCCGUGGAGCUAGACGAGGACUUCGAUGUUAUUUUCGAUCCCUAUGCACCCAAGCUGACCUCCUCUGUGGCUGAACACAAGCGUGCAGUCAGGCCCAAGCGCCGGGUGCAGGCUUCCAAAAACCCCCUGAAAAUGCUGGCAGCACGAGAGGAUCUUCUUCAGGAAUAUACGGAGCAGAGAUUAAAUGUUGCUUUCAUGGAGUCAAAGAGGAUGAAAGUAGAAAAGAUGUCCUCCAACUCCAACUUUUCAGAAGUUACCCUGGCAGGUUUAGCCAGUAAAGAAAACUUCAGCAACGUCAGCCUGCGGAGCGUCAACCUUACGGAGCAGAAUUCCAACAACAGCGCAGUGCCCUACAAGAAGCUAAUGCUGUUACAGAUCAAAGGAAGAAGACACGUACAGACAAGACUUGUUGAGCCACGAGCUUCGUCCCUCAACAGUGGGGACUGCUUCCUUCUGUUAUCUCCCCACUACUGCUUCCUGUGGGUAGGAGAGUUUGCAAAUGUCAUAGAAAAGGCAAAGGCCUCAGAACUUGCAACUUUAAUUCAGACGAAGAGGGAACUCGGUUGCAGAGCGACUUAUAUCCAAACCAUCGAAGAAGGAAUUAACACACACACCCACGCAGCCAAAGACUUCUGGAAACUCUUGGGCGGCCAAACCAGUUAUCAAUCUGCUGGAGACCCCAAAGAAGAUGAACUGUAUGAAACAGCCAUAAUAGAAACAAACUGCAUUUACCGUUUGAUGGAUGACAAGCUUGUGCCUGAUGAUGACUACUGGGGGAAGAUUCCAAAGUGCUCCCUUCUGCAACCAAAAGAGGUGCUGGUGUUUGAUUUUGGUAGUGAAGUUUACGUGUGGCAUGGAAAAGAAGUCACCUUAGCACAACGGAAAAUUGCAUUUCAGCUGGCAAAACAUUUAUGGAAUGGAACCUUUGACUAUGAGAAUUGUGACAUCAAUCCUUUGGAUCCUGGAGAAUGCAAUCCCCUCAUUCCCAGAAAAGGACAAGGGCGGCCUGAUUGGGCGAUAUUUGGGAGACUUACUGAACAUAAUGAGACAAUUCUGUUUAAAGAAAAAUUUCUUGAUUGGACAGAACUGAAGAAACCAAAUGAGAAGAAUGCCAGUGAACUCGGCCAGCAGAAGGAAGAUCCUCGGACUGACAUCAAGCCAUACGAUGUGACACGGAUGGUGCCGGUGCCCCAGAUAACUGCCGGCAGUGUCCUGGAUGGGGUGAACGUGGGCCGUGGCUAUGGCCUGGUAGAAGGAGAUGACCGGCGGCAGUUUGAAAUUGCCAGUGUCUCGGUGGAUGUCUGGCACAUCCUGGAGUUCGACUACAGCAGGCUCCCCAAACAGAGCAUCGGACAGUUCCAUGAGGGGGAUGCCUAUGUGGUCAAGUGGAAGUACAUGGUGAGCACUGCAGUGGGUAGUCGGCAGAAGGGGGAGCAUCCAGUGAGGGUGGCCGGCAAAGAGAAGUGUGUCUACUUCUUCUGGCAAGGCCGGCACUCCACCGUGAGCGAGAAGGGGACAUCAGCACUGAUGACUGUGGAGCUGGAUGAAGAAAGGGGUGCCCAGGUCCAGGUUCUUCAGGGGAAAGAGCCCCCCUGUUUUCUGCAGUGCUUCCAGGGAGGAAUGGUGGUGCACUCGGGGAGAAGGGAAGAAGAAGAAGAAAAUGCACAAAGUGAAUGGAGGCUGUACUGUGUGCGAGGGGAAGUCCCCGUCGAAGGAAAUUUGAUGGAAGUUGCCUGUCACUGUAGUAGCCUGAGGUCCAGGACUUCUAUGGUUGUUCUCAACGUAAACAAAGCCCUCAUUUACCUGUGGCAUGGAUGCAAAGCUCAAGCCCACACAAAAGACGUUGGAAGAACUGCAGCAAAUAAAAUAAAGGAGCAGUGCCCCCUGGAAGCGGGCCUGCACAGUAGCAGCAAAGUGACAAUCCACGAAUGUGAGGAAGGAUCGGAGCCACUGGGAUUCUGGGACGCUUUAGGAAGGAGAGAUAGAAAAGCCUAUGAUUGCAUGCUACAAGAUCCUGGAAAUUUUAACUUCACGCCACGCCUGUUCAUCCUCAGUAGUUCUUCUGGAGAUUUUGCAGCCACAGAAUUCAUGUAUCCUGCCCGAGAUACCUCUGUGGUCAAUUCUAUGCCCUUCCUGCAGGAAGAUCUGUAUAGUGCACCACAGCCAGCACUGUUCCUUGUCGACAAUCACCAUGAAGUGUACCUCUGGCAAGGUUGGUGGCCCAUUGAGAACAAGAUCACUGGUUCUGCCCGCAUUCGCUGGGCCUCAGACAGGAAGAGUGCCAUGGAGACAGUGCUCCAGUACUGCAAAGGAAAAAACAUCAAGAAGCCACCCCCGAAGUCGUACCUUAUCCAUGCUGGUCUGGAACCCCUGACAUUCACCAAUAUGUUUCCCAGCUGGGAGCACCGAGAGGACAUUGCUGAAAUCACAGAGAUGGAUACAGAAGUUUCUAAUCAGAUUACCCUUGUGGAAGAUGUUUUAGCCAAGCUGUGUAAGACCAUUUAUCCAUUGGCUGACCUCCUAGCCAGGCCACUACCUGAGGGUGUUGAUCCUCUAAAGCUUGAAAUCUAUCUGACUGAUGAAGACUUUGAGUUUGCACUAGACAUGACACGAGACGAGUACAACGCAUUGCCGUCUUGGAAGCAAGUGAACCUGAAGAAAGCCAAAGGGCUGUUCUGA
This is a messenger RNA of Orycteropus afer afer, 6876 nucleotides long. Lineage: Eukaryota; Metazoa; Chordata; Mammalia; Tubulidentata; Orycteropodidae. The record is from RefSeq and is a predicted model, not a curated record.